Huiozyma naganishii CBS 8797 is the source of this 1821-nucleotide messenger RNA. RefSeq names its product snoRNA-splicing protein PRP40 (gene PRP40). Lineage: Eukaryota; Fungi; Ascomycota; Saccharomycetes; Saccharomycetales; Saccharomycetaceae. Gene Ontology annotation, cellular component: U2-type prespliceosome; U1 snRNP. The transcript has a single exon. The record is from RefSeq and is a predicted model, not a curated record. Bases 1 to 1821 code for a protein of 606 amino acids. Gene Ontology annotation, biological process: mRNA cis splicing, via spliceosome. Gene Ontology annotation, molecular function: RNA binding; protein binding.
AUGGGCAAAUGGGAGCAGGCUAGGGACCCGCAGGGCCGGGUUUACUACUUUAACCGUGAGACGAGGAAGUCGCAGUGGGAGAAGCCUGCAGAAUGGGAGGUCACAGAUGAUGGUGCCGUUGCUGCUGGCGGGGCUCCAACGAAGAAGGUUGAGAAGGCGACGCAGGGGAGCAGUGGCGAGCCAGUGAAGGGUACUUGGAAGAGUGCUAAGACGAAGGAUGGGAAAGUGUACUUUUACAAUUCGGCUACUGGGAAGUCCAGUUGGACGCUCCCUGCCGGUGUACAACUCGAAGUGGCUCCCAAGGAGACUGCCACGACGGAGUCUCCGAGGGGAGCAGUAGAAGAUUCUACUAGUUACGACAAACCUGCACAUGUGAAAGCUGUAGCUGAUAAGGUGCCCAGUGAUGGGUCGAACUUGCAAACGCCCUCGCAGCAACCGUUUGGCAAGUACGAUAACCAGUCUGUAUUGCUUAGAGUGGAAACUAGCGAUAGGAACGUCGCAGAGAGGGAGUUCUUGGCAAUGCUCCGAGAUAAUCAGGUCGACGCAACUUGGUCCUUCAGCAAGAUUGUCAAUGAGAUCGGAAUCCAAGACCCGAGGUAUUGGCUCGUUACAGAUGACCCGCUAUGGAAGCAGCAAGUAUUCGAAAAGUAUCUGAGUAGCAGAACAAAGGAGCAGUUGAUGAAGGAGCACAGCGAGGUGAGUAAAUUCCAAGCGGCGUUCCUCAAGAUGCUGGCGGGAAGAAAAGAGAUUAAGAGCUACACUAGGUGGGCGACAGCACGGAGAAUUCUUUCCGAGGAACCAAUUUACAAGCAUUCCGUUGUGAGUGAGUCAAUUAAGCGACAGACAUUUCUUGAGUAUGUUGAAGGUUUGAAGAAGCAACGCGAGUUAGAAAUUGAACGCGAUAAGGAGCAAGCGAGGACCGAACUCCGGGACUACUUGAAUGGUGUCGCCUUCUCUCCUAACGAUGGAUCGUUACUAUCUUGGCAACAGUUACUACAGAACUACUUAUUUGAGAACAAUAAGCGGUUUGUUGCAAAUAAGCAUUUUGUCGUUUUGACCCAUGAGGAUGUUUUGAAGGAAUACCUGGAUAUAGUGGACACGUACGAAACAAAAUUGCGGGACGCUUUGAAGGAAGAAAAGGAGAAUCAGUACACUCAAGAUAGGAUGGCAAGAGACCGGUUCAAAAAACUGUUGACCAGGGUCGACAAGCAGAUCAAGGCAAACACGCGAUGGGGGGACUUUUAUAACACUAUCAAGGCAGACCCUGCAUUUUUAGGAUUGGUAGGGAGGAAUGGAUCCUCACCAUUAGACUUAUUCCUAGAUAAAGUGGAGGAGAAAAUAGUCGCUCUUCGAGCACAGAGGUCUGUUGCGGAACACGUUUUGAUCAAUAGCGAGUAUGCUGGUUUAGAUCUGUCGCAAUUACUGGAGAAACGGGAAUUGGUUGAGGCUUUGCUUGCCCGAGAUUUGCGUCUAUCUGAUGUGGAGCGCCAUAACAUACCAUUGAUUGUGGAUGAGAUGAUCAAAGUAAGGAGUGAGAAGUUGGAGCAAGAAAAACGAACCACGAAGGUGUCGUUCAAGAAAUUUUUGCAAACUCGCAUUGUGGGAAAACAAGAGAUUACUAUUGAUUGGACACACAUGCAAACCCAACUAACAGGUGCCAAAGAGUUCACCCAGUUGGACGAUGCCACGAAGGAAACCAUAUUCAACGAUUUCAAAACGGAAUUCAAUGCCUCAGUGAAGAGGACCAAGCGGAUAAGUGAUACCCAAGCGGGGUCUCGGAAGCGUCCUCUUGAGAAGACAGGCAUUGUCUUGGAUUACUAG